AUGGACGACGCCUUCCUCGCAGGAGGCUGUCAGCCAGUGGCUGCCUCACUGACCAGGUUGGUUUCUGCUGCCCGUCAGGUGGGCCUGCAACUCAACCCGCAAAAGUGCGAGCUCAUUGUGUGCGGAGGUUUGACCGCGUCAGUUGACGCACGUGCCUUCCGUGCCGGCAUCCGCGUCAAUGCCAGUGGCAAUUUCCUUCUUCUUGGCGCCCCUAUCGGCCAGGCCCGCUACACUGAAGCCGCUACACUUGCGGAGCGGGUCGACAAGGCCCGGCCACUCUUGCGGGCCAUCGCCGAGCUCCCCGACCCCCAGACUGGGUUGCUUUUGCUUAGACACUGCGCUUCGUUCUGCAAGUUUGUCUUCGCUCUGCGGGUCACCCCAACCCAACUGCUCGGGUCUGCUGCCACGGCAUUUGACAGUGCCGUCCGCGAGUGCCUGGAGAGUUUGUGCACUGGGCCUCUGCCAGAGGAGGCUUGGCAGCAGGCAUCCCUUUCGACAGCUUCAGGUGGGUUGGGCCUGCGACAUGCCCAGCUCCACGCACCAGCAGCCUACGCUGCCUCUCUAGCUGCUGUGCAGCCACCUGCUCUGGACAAAAACUUUUGCCAGGACUGGCCCGCGUCUGGAGCUGUUGCGGCCGCGUCCAGCGUCAACGAGUGCCUCUUGCCAGAUGAUCAGAUCCCGGUCCCUGCGCCGCCUACCACCAAACAGCAGUCGCUGUCCCAGGCGCUGGACCGGGCCCUGCUCAUCCGGCUGGGGGCUCCCACACCUGGCCGCGAGGCCUUUCGUGCCCACCUGCAGCUACUUCAGCAACCUCGCGCAGGCGCCUGGCUACAUGCCCCCCCCAGUGAAGCUCUUGGCUUGCACGUGGAUGGGCCGCUGUUCCGAGUCAUGGUGCGGCUCCGCCUGCGCCUGCCUGUAGCCGCAUCGGAUGCAGUUUGCCCUCUAUGUGACGGCAUUGCUGACAAGUUCGGCGACCAUGCCCGGGCUUGCCCAUGUGGGGGUGAUCGCACGAAGCGCCACAAUCGCCUCCGGUCGCUGCUGGCCGCACGUGCUCAGGCCGCGGGCCUCAGCCCGGAAGUCGAGAAGCCAGACUUGCUGCCGCCUCGGUUGGGGGAGGCCGGAUGUUCGGAGGAUGGCUCUCGCGCGGGCAACGGCCGGCGCCCGGCCGAUGUUUGGGUGCCGAGCUGGGGGCUGCACGGCCCGGCUGCGUUCGACCUCGCCGUGACCUGUGGGAUGCGACCGGGCCAGCACGCAGCUGUGGCGGCGGCAGCCGAACGCCCUGCAGCGGACUAUGAGGCACGCAAGUGCUUGCACAAGGACACCAAGGCUGUAUGCGCCGUGCAAGGCCUGCAGUUCAUUCCCAUGGUUGUUGAGGCAAGUGGGGGCUGGGCCCCAUGCGCCGUCCGUGCCUGGCAGCAGCUGGCAGCCAAUCUGGCAUUGCGGUCCGGGGAGCCGGCAUCACAGGAGGCCGACCGCCUGUACCAGGCCCUUGCCAUUUCUUUGCAGCGCGAGAAUGCUAGGGCAGUGCUCCGCCGGAUGCCGGAGACUGCCGGCAGCGUGAGGCACCUCGCAGACCCAUGA
This is a messenger RNA of Symbiodinium natans, 1581 nucleotides long. Lineage: Eukaryota; Dinophyceae; Suessiales; Symbiodiniaceae. The record is from the annotation of a GenBank genome assembly.